This is a messenger RNA of Penaeus vannamei (Pacific white shrimp), 1116 nucleotides long. The record is from RefSeq and is a predicted model, not a curated record. Lineage: Eukaryota; Metazoa; Arthropoda; Malacostraca; Decapoda; Penaeidae.
UCAGCAGGGAAUCAGGUUGUUGAAUACAUGCAAAAGUUGUCCUGCAAUGACGUGAAUAUGCCAGUGGGUGGAGUGAUUCACACAGGCAUGCUGAAUGAACGUGGUGGCUAUGAAAAUGAUUGUCUUCUUAUAAGGAGAGCAGAUAACAGGUACUUGAUGUUAGCACCAACAACCCAGCAAACUCGUAUUAUGGAUUGGAUGAGAAGACAGAUUACUGCAGAAGCUUGUGUUUCAGUGUCAGAUAUAACAUCCAUGUAUACAGUACUUUGUGUUGUUGGGCCAAAGUCAAAGGAAAUGUUGUCACUUAUGUGCAACACAGACCUCAACUUUUAUGGCCACAUGGCUAAGGAAAUUAAUAUUGCCUAUGCAUCUGGAGUGAUAGUUUUGUCAUUUACUCAAGUUGGAGAACCGGGAUAUACGUUGCUCAUUCCAUCAGAGUACACUCUUCAUAUAUACAGUCAAUUGAUGAAGAUUGGCCAUGAUUAUGGAAUCCGAAAUGUAGGUAUGAUGACAAUGAGAGCAUUACGAGUUGAGAAAUUCAUUCCUUUCUGGGCUGAGGAACUAGAUUCUACAGUAACCCCAUAUGAAGCUGGACGUGGAUACAAGGUCAAGCUAAAUAAAGAAUAUUUUAUUGGCAAAUUUGCCCUAAUGAGGCAAGCAAAUCAGGGCAUAUCCAGACGUUUAGUUCACUUCACAUUGGAAGACACCUUUGAUCCUGAUGAGGACACCUGGCCAUGGGGAGGUGAACCUAUCUAUCGCAAUAACAUCUAUGUGGGGAACACAACAUCUACUGCAUUUGGAUUCACUUUAAACAAGAUGGUGUGUCUGGGUUGGGUAAAGCACCCAGAUGGAAGAGUGAUGUCUCCAGAUUACAUCCUUGGUACUUCCAGGUUUGAAAUAGAUAUUGCAGGGCGAAGGGUAGCUGCAAGGGCUUCACUGCAACCUCCCAAAAUGCCGGUUGUGAAGAAAGAUGGCUUUGCUUCUUAUAGACCAAAGUCGAGGGGAAUUGUUGCAUAGAAAGUUAAAAUGGAGUUGCAAGCAAAUAUACCUGUUAAAUCAUAAAAUUGUGUACAUACUGUACGGAUCCCUUCCAUUUCCAAUAAAAUUUACAUUUAU